AUGGCGACGGAUGCAGACACACUGUGCACAGAGCUCAAUAAAUUAAAGAAAUCUGACAUUAUUAGCCUAAUAAUACAUCAAGAGUUACCGGCAUAUGUUAAUAACAACAAAGUGCUUAUAGAUUUCGCAAAAACGCUGAGUGAAAGUGCCCUAGUGAUAUCAAGAACAAGGUCAAACGAUGACAGUAUUGAAUACAGUGAUGCCAUGGACGACGCUAUAGAGGACCAUGAGAAUCUAAUAAAGACAUGUGAGUUUGUAAAACGUGAAAAUUCUACCUUAAACAAACUAAACAGCCAUCUCGAAAAAAGAACUACGGACCAAGAAACAAUUAUCCGUCUUCUGCAUGUACAAGUUAAUUUGACAACGACGUCAGUGCCCUCUGCAAAGAUAACAAACAAUCAACAUAAAGUCAUUGAUAAAAGGAAGAAAAAAGAAACGGAUGAAUAUAUCUCCAAGCAAAAAGAAGAUACGAGCAAAACAAGACCCAGCACAAAAUCCGUAAACAGGCUGAAAACAACGGUCAAUGACUCGGACGAACAAAAUCAGAUGAAAUAUGUGGUAAACGGUAAAAAAAGUAUUACUAACAAAGGGACGUACUCCAAUAAUAACUCUUUCGCGGAGGUAACCAAACGUGCUUGGUUACAUCUGGGGAAGGUUCAGCUAAAUACAACACCAGAACAAGUACAAAAUUACUUGCAGACGACAUUUCCCAAUAAACAAUUUAUAGUUGAACAACUACCAACGAGGGAAAAUGCAAAUAGCAUAUCGUUUAAAAUAGGGGCUGACUACUCUCUUCUAGAAGAACUGCAGAACGAAGAAAACUGGCCCGAAAAUGUGAUGAACUGUCAAAGUUUAACAAAUAAAGUAACUGAACUCGAAAUAUUGCUUGCAGAAUGUGAAAGUGACAUAGUUUGUUUAUCUGAACAUUGGUACCAAAUUAAUACCAUCUUAGGAGUGAAUUUAGAAAAUUACAGAAUUCUUAACUACUUCAGUAGAAGCCAGUUCAAACAGGGAGGAACGGCCAUAUUUGGAAAACUUGGAAUAAGUGGUGAACCUAUUGAAAAAAUAAAAGACCUAUGUGUGGAACUUCACUUCGAAUGCUCCGCUGUAAGAUUUAAUCAUCCUAACUUCGGAAAAUUCAUAGUUGCAGCUUUGUACCGUAGCAGCAGUCAUGAACAACGUAAUGAAUUAAUUGAUAUGCUAGGUUCAUACAAUCUAAAACCCGUAAUAGACAAACCAACAAGAGGCGUUAGCUGUCUGGAUAAUAUAUGCAUCCCGAUAGAAAUGAUGGUAGAUAAAUCUGAGAAUUUCAACAACCUACAGCAAUUUAAUACUGUUGUAAAUAGAUAUGGAAGGCUCUUGGACUUGAUAUAUUCUAAUCUUGAAUGUUCUGUCGAAAAUGCUAUCUGUCCGUUGGUCGACGAAGAUUUCCAUCACCCAGCGCUUGAGCUGAAUCUAAAUUUCCAGUCUGGCAAACCUCCCAGCUCUUUCCGUAUGAAUAAUAGUGUUUCGAACUACAAUUUCAAGAAAGCGAACUUUCCUCUUCUCUAUGAACUAAUUACAAACGCUGAUUGGUCCUUUUUGGAAAAUAUUAACAAUGUCAAUUUAGCAUGUAAAAAAUUUUAUGAUAAAUUGUACAGUCUUUUUGAUUUAUCUGUUCCGAAAUCUAUUUAUCGUGAUCGCCGGUACUACCCACCUUGGUUCUCAUCCGAAAUUAUAAGCAACUUACGCCUUAAAUGGUCUACAUACAAACAGCAUAAAAAACUCAGAAGUGACCAGUCCUAUCACCUAUUUAAUACUCAGCGUGCAAAAUGCAAGAAACUUAUUAAAGAGGCACACAAUCACUACCUUUCAUCUAUAGAAAAUUCAAUCAUCAAUGAUCCGAGCAAAUUUUGGGCUUACAUCCAAAACAAAAAAGGUUCUACGCGUAUCCCAGGAGUCAUGUGUUAUAACAACGAAGAAAUCUCAAAUCCUGCAGACAUUGUUAACGCCUUUGGCAAUUACUUUCAUAGUGUUUUUAUACAUUCUACUCCCAUCGACCCAGCUUCCCUAUCACUUCAACAAUGCGUCUUCAAUAAUACCGUUUCAGUCAAUGAGAUCUCCGUUGAUGAUGUUCGAAAACACUUGCAGCGAUCCAAAAAUUCGCAAACUACAGGUGUUGAUGGUGUUCCCAGUUUUCUCCUACGUGAUUGUGCUUCUGUUCUUGCUGCUCCCUUAGCUAAAAUUUUCAAUCGGAUGUUGCAGUAUUCAACUUUUCCAGAUAUAUGGAAAAAAGCCUUUAUAUGUCCUGUACUUAAAAAAGGCAAAACCAAUGACGUUACAAACUACAGACCGAUCUCUUUGCUGUGCAAUUUUGCGAAAACUUUCGAGUCAAUUAUUUACGAAACUAUCUACAAUUCAGUCAAACCUUUUAUCUCUUCAUAUCAGCAUGGCUUUAUGGCUAACUGUUCAACGGUCUCGAAUCUUGCUGUUUUCUCCCAGUAUUUGUCGGAUUCCCUGGAUGAUAAAUGUCAGGUCGAUGUAAUAUACACGGAUUUCCAAAAAGCUUUUGACAGGAUUGAUCAUUACGUUUUACUGGAAAAGCUCAGCCGUUUCGGUUUCUCCGAACCACUAUUAAAAUUGAUUCAAUCCUAUUUAUUUGAUAGAGAAUUCAGAGUUAGAUAUCGUAAUUUUACAUCUGUUGCAUUUGUACCCACUUCGGGCGUGCCACAGGGUUCCAAUCUGGGUCCAUUGCUUUUUCUAUUGUUUAUCAACGAUCUUGCUGAAUCUGUAUCUUGUAAAAAGUCAUUGUUCGCCGACGAUUUCAAACUCUUUUCAAUCAUCAAUUCAGUCAGUGAUUGUUUUCUUCUCCAACAAAAUUUAAACUCGGUGACCCGCUGGUGCGACAGCAAUCGUCUCCAACUCAAUAUUUCCAAAUGUAGAGUAGUCUCUUACUCAAGAAAACAAGACAUUAUCACCUACUCGUACAAUGUAAAUGGUAUUCUAAUGGAGCGUUCACAAACAGUCAAAGACCUAGGUGUAGUUUUUGACAGCAAACUUGCUAUCAUUGACCACAUUAAUACAACCGUUAACAAAUAA
This is a messenger RNA of Zophobas morio, 3078 nucleotides long. RefSeq lists its product as uncharacterized. Lineage: Eukaryota; Metazoa; Arthropoda; Insecta; Coleoptera; Tenebrionidae. The transcript has 5 exons. The record is from RefSeq and is a predicted model, not a curated record. The coding region runs from base 1 to 3078 and encodes 1025 amino acids.